AUGGGAGAUUUAAGUGCAAGUAUUGAAGAGUUGGACGAUUACAUUUCAUCAUAUUAUGAAGAUGAUAUCGAUCUUAAGAUUAGCACAGCUAAGAAGAUUCUUCUUUUAACGUUAGAUAUGAAGAAUAUGGAACAUAUUGUCACCAAUGAUUCUUUAUUAAGUUUACUGAGUCGUACAUUGCAAGAAGAAUACGAAAAAAGUUCUAAAAGCACUGAGCUUUGCAUAAAUAUAUUGUGCAUUUUCUUCGUUCUAUCUAAUUAUUAGGAAUUCCAUAGUUACCUUACCCAGCAUAAGGUUGGUGAUGCCACAUUUAAAGUUAUUGAAUAUCAGAUUCGUCGUUUUGACUUCAGUUAUGCCGCAUAUAUGGAAAUUGAUCCAUCUAACAAAGCUCAAUAAGAAAGAGAGCUUAGAAAAUUAAAUUUAAUGAUAGCAAAGCAAGACAAAUUAUUCUACAUUUCGUUUACUAUUUUGUUGAAUUUGGCAGAAGAUUACUAAAUCGAAAAAAAGAUGAAAAACAGAAAGAUUGUUUCUAUUCUUGUCCGUAUGCUUGAAAGAAAUGAUUUUCAUUUGUUAAUUGUCGUUUUACUCUUCCUCAGAAAGCUCUCAAUUAUCACCGAAAACAAAAACUAGAUGUUAGAAGAAGGUAUUGUAGAAAAGCUAGGUAGAUUUUUCAGUUGCUAGAAUAACUUGUUGCUCAAAUUAUCUUCAGGUCUCUUGAAAAACGUUGCAUUCGACAAGUCAGCAAGAGAGCAAAUUGAAAAAGAAAAUUACAUCCCUAAAAUUAUUGAUCUACUCAAAGUGCCAAACUUCCGUUUUGACUCAUUAGUUUUGUUGUAUAUUCUUUCUUUUGAUGAUAAAAUUAGGAACACUUUUGCAUACACAGAUUGCAUGUCACUUGUAAUUAAGUUAAUUGCUCAUUUCCCUGAAUAACUAGUAGGUAAAGAGCUCGUUGCUUUGGCUAUCAACUUGGCAGCUAAUUAAAAGAAUGCAGAGCUUGUUUCUGAAGAAGAAUUAUAGGUUGUUAUUGAUAGAGCUUUAAAAAACGUAGACAUUAAUUUAUUUAAGUUUAUAAAAAAUAUUGCAAUCUAUUCCUAAGACUAAGAAACCCAUGACUGCUUACAAAAUAAUUUAGGCAAAUUCUUGAAGUUGAUUAUAAGUAAAAGUAAGAUUCAAGAUCCUAAAAUUGAAGAUUUGAAAUUUGAAGUAAUUGGAAUACUAGCUAAUGUUAAAUAUAUGGGAGAUAAAUGGGAAAACUAUUUAAAUAAUACAUUUAUGGAGUUUUUACAUGCAAAUAUCUCUCAAUAGAUAGUUGAAGAUGAUAUUAUUUUGGAAACUGUUUAGCUCAUAUAAUCUAUUUGCAAUUCACCUAAGAGUGCAGAAACCUUAGCAAAAAAUAAGUUUAUGAUUUUCAUUGCCGAGCUACUAAUUUCUAAGCAUGAAGACGAAGAGUUUUUGUCAUAAAAUAUAUAUGCUUUGUAUUAGUUUUUGCAUCAUAAAAUUGGUAUCUAGUUCAUAUUAGAAUAGCAAGAAAUUCUAAUGGUACUUCUCAAUAUAAUCGGCUCAACUAAUUAAGUUUUAAAAUAAGUUAAUGAUGAUGUUCUUGAUAUCUUAAGAGAAUACCAUCCAGAUCUAUCAGAGAACAUCAAAGAGAGAAAAUAUUAUGAAUAUAACAGAGAAUGGAUAGAGAGUGUUGAGGAAUAUGACAAGAAUGUUUUAGGACAAGACCGUUACGAUUUUGGAGAUGACAUUAAUGGCGAAUACUUUGGAUUUUAUGAUAAGGAUGACAACGAUUUAGAUCCUAGAAUGUGGGAUUCUGAUUUAGAUAUGUGA
Molecule: messenger RNA, 1830 nt
Organism: Tetrahymena thermophila SB210
Lineage: Eukaryota; Ciliophora; Oligohymenophorea; Hymenostomatida; Tetrahymenidae
Product: kinesin-associated protein
Exons: 9
Biological process (GO): cilium organization; microtubule-based movement
Cellular component (GO): axoneme; ciliary transition zone; kinesin II complex
Molecular function (GO): kinesin binding
Source: RefSeq, a predicted model, not a curated record